CAUGCAGGCCCCUUUGCGAGUGACAUCACCUGAGGUGCAUGCUGGGAACAGCAGUAUUGAGUGGAGCUGGGCUGUGGAAGCCUACAAGACACUCCCCCUCCUGUGCCAAGUGCAGCUGAAUCACAACAACCACACCAACACGAGUCACGAUACAGGACGGGGGCUGCACAGGCUGGUUCUGACCCACCUGAAGCCCAACAUGGACUACACCCUGCUGGUGCGAUGCGGGAUGCAGCAGAACUUUUGGAAAUGGGGCAACUGGAGUUCAAAACACAGCUUCAGGACCAGCCCGGAGGCUCCGGACGUGUGGUUGCACAUGAACGGCAGUCACACAGCUCUCAUCAUGAGGAAAGGCCACAGCCUGCGCUAUGCGGUGGCGUGGAACAGCUCCAGGGGGGAGCAGUUUUCCUCAGUGCCUCCCGGAGAGCACAGCUUCCUCCUUUCGGACCUGGGGGACGGGGUCGCCAGGGUUACCGCCUUCAACUCCGCUGGCUCCUCCCCUCCCUCCAGCGUCUGGGUCCCAGAGGCCUCACCUGUUGCCACAGACAGAGUCUCUGGCUCUGGCGGGGGUUUCAACCUGUCCUGGCCUGCUAGUGCUGGUGCCAUCUGUGGGUACAUCGUGGAGUGGGGCCCCGCCCACCAGCAGGACUGGAGGGUUGAGUGGAUGAAGGUGCCACACCCCUCGGCAUCGAUUCCACCAAAGCACUUUCAAGCCGGCGUGAGGUACCUGCUGUCCAUCUACGCUUGCAGUCAGGGCCGGCCACACCUGCUCGCCAGGAAGGAGGGAUACGCUGAGGAGAUGGCUCCCAACAAGACGGUGCAGAAAUUGGAAGGCAAUCCAAGUGGGUCUGGAGUUCAGUUUCACUGGGAUAUGGUUCCUCCGGAGGGCCAGCAUGGGUUCAUCUGUGGAUACCACAUCUAUCUGAAUUCUUCCUCAGGCUAUAAGUACGAAGAAAACAUCAAAAACCCUGAUGCCAGAGAUUACACGAUGAGGAACGUCCCCCCCGGGUGGUGCACAUUCAAAGUGACAGCCUACAAUUCAGCUGGGGAAGGGCCAGAAGCCACGCUCCAGUACCUGGUUCCAGUCACAGAAUCAGCUUGUCGGUUGAUCUUCAGCACCCUGAGCGCAAUGGCCUUCUACCUCAUCUUCACUAUUAUCUGCUACCAGAAGAGGAAUUGGAUAAAGGAGACUCUGUUUCCUAUUAUUUCCAAGCCAAGGGUCCCGCAGGACUUGUCAACUCCAACAAUGUUUUCCUCCCAGACGCUGGACCUUGAGAAGUGCCCCUAUGACAGGGUGGAAGUGUUCCUUUCGAAUGAGGAUUCGGGGGAGGUUCCUGGGGAGGAGAACGGGUGGAGUAUGUGUUCUCCUGACUCCAGCAGCACCCCGCUCAUGAGGUGCUACCAGCAGGCCCCGAGCAGGACGUCCCACUGGUGUGUUCCCCAGGCUCACCCUGCCUCUCCCUCGGGGAUCACCUCCACAUUGCUGCAGCCCCCCCGGGCCCCCCCACAGCCUGCCCUGUCCUCAGGGCAGUACCAGCCCCAGGGCUCAGCGGAGAAUGGGCCCCAGGGCUCAACGGAGAAUGGGCCCCAGGGCUCAGGGCAGUACCAGCCACAGGGCUCAGUGGAGAAUGGCCCCCAGGGCUCAGUGGAGAAUGGCCCCCAGGGCUCAGUGGAGAAUGGGCCCCAGGGCUCAGCCCUGCUGGUGGAUGAUGGGUACCAGCCCCAGGGCUCAGUGGAGAAUGGGCCCCAGGGCUCAGCGGAGAAUGGGCCCCAGGGCUCAGUGGAGAAUGGGCCCCAGGGCUCAGUGGAGAAUGGGCCCCAGGGCUCAGCCACAGCACAGCUCCCCCUGCAGGUGGAUGAUGGGUACCAGCCCUUCCCGUCCCUCAGCACUGCCUCGCCUGGGCCAGGAGGCCUGGACACGCCCACUUCUGCCAACUCCUUCACCUUCCUGCUGGGCGGGGCAUCUGUCAGCCCUGCCUCAGCCAAUCCUGUGCGAGUAAACAGACCCCUCCCACACAAAAACUACACAAACCCCACCUACCAGCCCAUAGACUACACCCACAUGUAGAAUUUUCCUAUAGCUCUAGCCCCUCCUACAGUUCUGUGCAGGUUUAGCAGGCAGACAAUGUUCAUCUGAUUGACUAGCAGAUAAGAAGUAAGACACAAUCAUUCCAGGCAACUAGUCGCCCGCCCUGAGCCACACUAUGCCCAGUUCACACUGCCUUGCAGAGGCAGAAUGACAGUGGUGUCUUCCACCAAAGAGAACACUUGCAUUCUUAAAACACAACACAGCACCCUGCUACACCACACAACACUGCUACACCACUCUGCUACACCACAGCAUACUGCUACACCACAACACACUACUACACCACCCUGCUACACCACUCUGCUACACCACAGCACACUGCUACACCACCCUACAACACCACCCUGCUACACCACCCUGCUACACCACAGCACACUGCUACACCACACUGCUACACCACUCUCCUGAAACCAGAGACAACGUUAGAAGCGUCUUACCUGGGCUAAGGAGAGAAAGAACUGGACCGUUGCUCAGUGGUCCAAAGUCCUCUUUCAGAUGCAUUUUUGCAUUUCAUUAGGAAAUCAGUCUGGAGGAAGAGUGGAGAGGCAGAGUUGCUUGAAGUCCAGUGUGAAGUUUCCAUAGUCAGUGAUGAUUUGGGGUGCCAUGUCAUCUGCUGAUGACAUGGCAUGGUUCACUCAAAGCAACCUGGGCUUCCAUAACACCCCAGCAGUGCCACAGGCUGACCUGGGCUUCAUAACACCUCAGCAGUGCCACAGGCUGACCUGGGCUUCAUAACACCUCAGCAGUGCCACAGGCUGACCUGGGCUUCAUAACACCUCAGCAGUGCCACAGGCUGACCUGGGCUUCAUAACACCUCAGCAGUGCCACAGGCUGACCUGGGCUUCAUAA
Messenger RNA from Conger conger (European conger), 2938 nucleotides. Its product is annotated as oncostatin-M-specific receptor subunit beta-like. The coding region runs from base 2 to 2068 and encodes 688 amino acids. The record is from RefSeq and is a predicted model, not a curated record. Gene Ontology annotation, molecular function: protein binding. The transcript is spliced from 11 exons. NCBI's taxonomy places the organism in Eukaryota, Metazoa, Chordata, Actinopteri, Anguilliformes, Congridae.